GGGUGAUUAUAUAUAUAUAGCUUGAAUGUUGCAAAGCCAUGGCGACCGCAACGCUUGGGCAGAACGGUUUUCCAGGCCGUGGGCGCAGUCCGCCGAGGCCGAUCAAAGAGGCGGCAGUGAAUGGAGGUGGGUUGCCCAGGCCCUGUGGACUGAGCAGCCGGCCAUCCCCAUUGGAGGCUCUCUUUGAGGAGGAUGGCCUCGGGCAACGAGAUGGAAGUAAGAGUCCUUUGUGGAUGAGCAUAAGUAGCACGUUGGUGCUGCCUACUGCAGAGGAUUUGGCCCGAUUUGGUGGCACGAAGACCCCUGGACGUCGUUCGACCGGUCCUUUGCCACCAGCUCAAGCAGAUGUACUAGAGGAGGAGGAUGAUGUGGCCUACUAUAGUGAGCCAGAGCGCGAAGUCCCAAUUUCCAGGACGCCAAAGGAAUUUCCGCGCUGUGAGACGAUUGGAGAUCUUCCUUCUUCAGUCCGACCGGUGGCUGUGGCUCCCUUGGCUCCUCUUCCUUCCCCACAGCGGGGGCGCGCAGCUGAACGAGCCGAGUCCUCCGAGUCGAUGCGUUCGCGCUUGACCAAGAGAGCCGCGUCGGAUCCCAGGCCUCAAGAUCUUCCCGACCUGGGUGGUCAAUCCCGUGUUCACGAUGCAUGCGCCGUGGCUUCUGCUGCCACCAGUGCUGCAAAAUCUGCAGCAGCUGCCGUGACAGAGAAGAAGUCACUUGAGGAAUCUGCCGAAACGAACUUCUUGGCCUGGCUGGUAGACGAGUUGCGGAGUCGACCAGAUGAGGAGCAACUUCCGCGAAUACCUCGCAGCCAUUUGGAGGAGGUGGCCAAAGUACCAAAGCAACUGGAGAAACUAUUGCUUUUGGGAUUUCUACUCUGCCUGGAUAUCCUGCUGCACGAGCUUAGUUUCACUCCCUUGCAGGCGAUUCGAUCCUCACUUCAGCUGUUGCUGGGUUUUCGGCAGUGGGGCAGCUGGUCUUCAGGCAGCCACACUUCAGCGACAAGUGGACGGCGCACUAAAGCUACUGCGACGCUGAGCAUCACAGAGCAAGGCGACUUCCUCCGCUUGUCGCUGCUAAUCUUGAAUGUGACUUUGAUCCUGAUGAUCUUCGAUGUCUCCUGGAUGUAUCACUACAUCCGGGGCGAAUCCUUCCUGAAGCUAUACGUGCUAUUCAACAUGCUGGAGAUGUUUGAGCGCUGGUGCAGAUCAGUUGGAGUGGACUUGUUCGAUCUUCUCUUGGCAUCUGCUCGACACCCCUGGUAUUCGCUGCUCCCAAAGUAUUGUGCAACUCUAGUCUACUGCUUCGUGCAUGCGACUAUGCACUUGAUCCGCGUAAUCCUACUGAAUGUCGCUAUCAAUACAUCAUCCAAUGCCGUUUUCCUCAUCAUUGUGACAAAUAACUUUGCAGAGAUCAAGUCCACAGUGUUCAAGCGCUAUGAAGAGAAAAGCCUGUUUCCCAUCAUCACCAGUGACAUUGUGGAGCGCUUCUAUCUUCUUUUGGAUAUCAUAUUCGUUCUUGCAAGACUGAGCAUCUCACAGCAUUCCGGCACGUUCACAGCACUGGAUAUUUCUUUCUGGUUGUUCUUGCUGGUCGUCUUGGAGAUCGGAACGGAUUGGAUCAAGUUUUGCUUGAUUACGAAGUUCAGUGAGAUGCAGACCAAGACAUUUGAGGUGUACAGAGAGGUCUUGCUUGCUGACAUACUGCUUUGCAGAUGUGGCCAGCUGAGCAGCAUCAGCCAGGUCACUGGACAAGAUUUCAAUGUUCAGCCUGAAGCACAUGGAAGCUUCAACAAGGAGGGUGCCUUGAGGGAUACAACAAGGGAUGGAAAAGACAGGCAGACUUCCGGCAAAGACAGGCCAGCUCCGGUCGUGCCAUACAGAGGCAUUCAUUCGUUCAGCCAUGUCCUGCAGCGACGCCUUGGCUUCAGCGGUGUGCCCAUGACGACCAUUCUCGUGGUCCAUUUUGUAGUUCUAGCACGUGCUCCUUGUGCAGCUGCUGUUCAGCAUCCUCGAGCAACUGUCAGCGUUUUUGCCGCAGCAUUCUUUUUUGUUUGCUUGCUUGCGAAGAUUCUUUUUGGCAUAGUCCUUCUCGGCUUUGCAGCCAGACGUCGUGCCCGAAUCUCUCGAGGCCUGGAGCUUUUCCCGAAGAUCAAAUCCCUGUGAGAGAGGAGUCGAUGCCGACGCAGAGUUUCCAUUGACUCUGUACAUAAAGGUAC
Durusdinium trenchii is the source of this 2212-nucleotide messenger RNA. The record is from the annotation of a GenBank genome assembly. Lineage: Eukaryota; Dinophyceae; Suessiales; Symbiodiniaceae.